CCCUCUGAAUCGAGCCUCCGGAAUGUCAUCUUCAGGUGUUGUCAACUUAAGGAACUCUUGGCCUGACUAGUUGUGUUUCUGUGCAACAGCACAAGAACCAGGAUGCGGCUUCUCAAUCUCUUCAACGUAUUGCAAUUACAAUUUUCGUUGUCCUAUGUUGUCGCUGCCACGACGGCCUCUUUACCUGCUAAAAGCGUCAUCGAGUAUGCACUCCCAGCUGCUGCCCAAACACACGAAAUUCUCCCCGUCAGCGAUCAUCUUCUACUCAUCUCUCAGCAAUCAGAUGGAGGUUUACUCAAAGUAGCGCUCGACAACAACGGAAGGCCGACUGGUGCUCGCAAAUGGAUAAUAACAAAUCAGUGGUCUGGUCUGCACGGAUUGACACCCUCUUCAAUUUCAAAGAGAAAUUCUUCUACAUCCAGUGUCUGGGCAACUGUCCAGUUUGAUAAUGCUAUACUCCACAUCGACCCGAAAGGCGACGAUAUCAACGCAGCACCCCAAGUCAUCAAGACUAUUCCCAUACCUGCUCCUGCGUUCGGGCCUCACGGCAUAUUGGAGCAUAGUGGGAAUCUAUGGGUUGCGUGCAAAGACAGUUCACACAUUGUUAGAAUCAAUGCCACCAACCCAAGUGAUCACCAGAUCUGGGCUGUGAGCCGACGUCCAAUCUUCGUUGCCGCGCACCCUACUAGUGGCGAUAUCUACUCUGGAUUGGAUUUGGAUAGCAAGAUCUGGCACUACAAGAACGACGGAGGAAAUGGCGAGGAGAUCGAAAUUCCUGCAGAGAAAGGGAGUGUUCCUGUUGGUACGGUUGCUGGGCCGGACGGUAAUGUCUGGUUCGUUCUCUUGGGUAACGCUACUGGCGGUACAGGCACAUUUGGACGCAUCAAUAAAGAUGCGUCUAUCGAUUGGUUUACCAUGACUUCUGCUAUUGGAGCAACUGCGCCUCUGAUCCAUCUGGCAUUUGACGAAAAUCCAACCCGAUUUUGGUUACUGGGGUCGUCAAUUACCUGCAAAACUUGCCCCGAUGCUGUGUAUACCGUCAAAAUCGACGAUAUCUCGAUUGGUGGUACGUCUGGCCCAAGAAUUGCGAUACAGAAUACCAUCAUGAUGCCUACCCAAAGGAACUGGAAUCAUCGUAUCAUGUUUCAUAGGGGGAACCUAUACAUCACCGAGCUUAUCACGUCAACGCUUGCCCAUAUAAGCGGAGCUUUCAUUGAUAGUCCGAAAAUCAGUGAGCCAUGGGAUCAGUUCGCCGCCUCGGGUCUAGGAAUAGGUGCGCAGGUUGUCACAUAUAAUAACACAGCUCAUUAAAGAAUUGGAUUGUAUUUUGAAUAAAGGAGCUAAUUUAAUAAUAGUAAAUAAUGCUAGUUAAAUACCACUUAUAUGGGCAAUAAAUAAAGGCUAUAAUACAACUAUUAACCUAUUACUUUAUAUUACAGACGUCGCUUCUUGAAACAGACCCCAGAGACCUAGGCGGUCUGGGCUGGCAGACCAGUUGUAUAUAGAGCCAAGUCAAGCCACCAACAGCCGAGAGGAGUUCGUUGGUCAAGGACUUAUGCAGCCCUAGUUGAUCAUUGUAAUCUGAAUUGCCUAGAUUCCAAGCCCAGUAAUCCUGCCCUUGUUAUAACAUCGGCCCCCUUCUCGAUUAAAUUCGUUUCCCAGAGAAAACUAGCCACCGUCAAGUUAAAACGAUCGCACGGGAAGAAAAGGAGGCAGGCUCUAUAGCUCCCCCAAGAUCCAUCCGACUUCUACUGAGUCUUCUUGUACGAUGAUGAAGAACGACUAAGUUCGAGAUCAGCAUGGCCUGG
Messenger RNA from Xylaria bambusicola, 1808 nucleotides. RefSeq lists its product as uncharacterized. The coding region runs from base 103 to 1311 and encodes 402 amino acids. Lineage: Eukaryota; Fungi; Ascomycota; Sordariomycetes; Xylariales; Xylariaceae. Gene Ontology annotation, molecular function: protein binding. The record is from RefSeq and is a predicted model, not a curated record. The transcript has a single exon.